Clonostachys solani is the source of this 5427-nucleotide messenger RNA. NCBI's taxonomy places the organism in Eukaryota, Fungi, Ascomycota, Sordariomycetes, Hypocreales, Bionectriaceae. The record is from the annotation of a GenBank genome assembly.
AUGUCUUUCGAGCUCCCGCAGGUGCCGGCAGCUCAUCAACACUUCAUUGAAUAUCUCUCGCGCAAUGAUUCGGCCCAGCUCCGAGAAGUUGUGAAGCCGUACAAUGAGUACGAGGCCAAACUGCGCGAGGGCUUUGCCCAGCACCGCGAGCACCCGGCCAUCCAAGAUCCCCUCGUGAACGCAGUGCCAAUCUACAAUGGCCACGAGGGUGUCCCCAAGAUCAAGGUUCGGAACCCAGACGAGGAUUCCGAGGCCGGGAGAUAUAUCAUGCCCUUGAAGCCCGAGGCCAGACGCCCGCAUGGCGCCCCGGCCAUGACGCAGUCCCUCGAAGAGUUCAAGAACAACUUCAAGAUUUUCUCUGAGCAGUCCCUCGACGACCUGGACUGGUCGAACGUUGUCGCGGCGGGUUCGUCGGUGGUCACGGCAAUGCUGCCCGUCUCGGAUGAGUACAAGGGCUCGAAGCGCGCGCUACGAGAGUACUAUCACGAGAAGCUCGCGCCCUCGAGCGACGUCGACCUCUUCAUCUGGGGCCUCGAUGAACAGGCCGCUGUUGAAAAGAUUGCCAAGAUUGAGUCGUGCGUGCGCAACUGCAUCCUGGCCGAGACGACGACGAUCCGCACCAAGAACGCCAUCACCAUUGUGAGCCAGUACCCGACGCGUCACAUCCAGAUCGUCCUACGCCUCUACAAGUCCGUCUCCGAGAUCCUGACCGGCUUCGACGUGGACUGCAGCUGCUUCGCGUUUGACGGGACCCAGGUGUACGCUACACCGCGCGGCAUCACGAGCUUCUGCUUGCAGACCAACACGAUUGACCUGUCGCGACGCAGCCCGAGCUACGAGAGCCGCCUUGCCAAAUACGCCCGCCGCGGGUUCGAGAUCUUUUACGCCGAUUUUGACAGGAAGCGGAUUGACCCGACUGUGUAUGAACGUUCGUUGGUGCGGACUCUUGGUCUCGCUCGCCUUCUUAUCCUCGAGCGGCUUCCCACCGAGUCUGACCGAGAGUCGUACAUGAACCAACGACGCAAGGAACGUGGGCGCCCACCUCUUGAUAGCUCGCGCAACUCGAGGAACCAGCUGCCUAAUAACAUCAAAGAUCAAGAUCCCCAAGAUGUUGCCGAGUGGGUCGUCGAGGAUGAGGUGUCGAACUACCACACCUUCACUGUACCAUACGGACCUCACUAUAACGCCAGGAAGAUUGAGAAGCUUCUCUACGUCAAGGACAUGCUCCUGAACGCAGAAUGGAAUCACAAGAAGGACAGGACUGUCAGCCUCCACCGCCACCCCUGCUUCAUUGGAGACGUCGAAUCCAUCGUCCACGACUGCUGUGAUAGUUGCCCAGAGCCAAUAUCAGACGAGGAACGAAAGGUUUCCGAGGAAGAGAGCAAGAUAUAUGUCCACGGCGAGAUCGAGUUCAUGAAAGACGACCCUGGGAGGCAGGCGAUUGGGAGUUUCAACCCUUUGACGGCCGACGACUGGACCGACAUGGCCUACCUUGGCAAUACUCAGGAGCUCUGCACGUACAUAACCGCCGGAGACAUCGAUGGCAUCAAGCGGUGGUGUUCUGUCAAGGAGAACGAUGUAAACCACCGCGACCACACUGGGAGGAUGCCGCUGCACUUGGCAGUCAUGUGUGGCCAGUUGGACAUUGUCAAGGUGCUCAUCGACAACGGCGCACGAAUCACCUCUCGUGUCCAAGACGGCUUUACCUCCCUCCACAUGGCGGCUUCUAUCGGCAGAGCCGACAUCAUAAAGGUGCUCGCAGAGAAGUCUGAGGAGAACGAAGAGAUGGAGGGGCAGAAGGAAGAUGCUCGCAAGGAAGAAAGGGCCCGCCAGCAGCCCGAGGGCGCCGAUAGCCCGACGAAGGAUAUCACAUCCGAACCAGAGUCUGACGCAGACUCCGACGUGGAAAUGAUAGAUGAUUCCGACGCCAACACCGACUCUGACAAUUCAGAGUACGCUAUGACGGAAGGCUCAUACAUCAAAGUGAGAAAAGGAGAGGAGGCACUGGAGGACGACCCAUAUGGCCCCGACUUCUUCGACAUUAACGUCCUCGCCUGGGACACGCCAGUGAGCCCGCUGCAUGUCGCCAUCAUUGGCGGCCACCGCGAGGCCAUCGAAACACUUGUAUCGUCGUUUGGAGCAGACGUCUUGCUCCCAAUCAAACACAAGAAUAGCAGCCGCGGCUCGGUUAACACCGCAAUCCUAAACUUAGUUCUCGCGAGUCAACUCCCCAGCGACCAGUCUGCCGAGAUCAUUAAGAGUCUUGUCGGGCUGGGCGCCAAGCCCAGUCAGGGCGACAUGAACCAGGUGUCUGCCGCGCACGGAGCUGUCAUUCUGGAAAACGUUGCAGCGUUGAAGGCCAUGGCGGAGAGUGACCUCCCCUCAACCCAAACCGGUCUCAACCACAUUGUCAACGUCGGGUACACUUACACACCAAGAUACCGGACGGCUCUCGUGACGGCAAUCUUCAAGGAAGAUGAAGAGCUUGUUUCGGCCUUGCUAGAGCUCGGCGUAAAGCCAUCCUUUACAUUUGAAGACUUCCGCGAGGCAAGGCUACGGGAAGCCAAGCAAGAACACAUGAACUGGAACCACAAGGAACUCAUGGCAACCUACAAUACCGAGAUCAAACAGCCCAUCAUCCACGCCGCCAGGUCACCCACCCCUGGUAUCGUGCUGGCCCUCCUCAAUGCCGGGGUGGAUGUCAACAGUCUGAACCUCUCCGCCGGCAUGCUCCUCAACGAAGAAUCCCCUCGGUCCACCCCGAAAACUGUCUUGGACUAUGUCAGGGCAGAGAUUUCGACGUGCAGGUCCAUCAGAGUCGGAAGGAAACCCAAAAAGCCAGAAGUUCGCAAGAUGCCCGAGUUGCAGCCAGAUGAGAAGUAUCUUGAAGGCCUUGCUCCUGGCAGCUACAGACACACAAUGGUCUCCCGAGACAUUGAGCUUGCCAAACUAGCCGCCACCGCCAUCCGGAAGGAAUGUGAUGAAAACAACAUAAGGGAUAGUGCAAAGAUUGACCCCAAGCAAGAAGAGCUAGAGGAGGCCCGCUUGAAGGAGUUGGAGGAAUUGGAGCAGGAGCUGGUGAAGAGAGGCGCGAAGGAGUUUUAUGAACUGCAUCCGAAUCUGAAGAAGAAGGAGGAGGAAAGCCCAAGGGAUGAUCGACAAGGCUCUGCUGACGGUGAUGAGUUCGACAUCAAGCAAUACCAUGUCAGUGAAUACUACAACGACAAGCCGCUCGAUGGAGAGAAGGAGAAGGCCUACACCAGUUUGUGAGUAUAAACGUGGCAGGCAACUCUCGUGAUAAAGAUACUAACGUCGUGAUCAGGUUCGAAGCCGCUUGGAAAGGAGAUGUCGAUACUAUCAAGUCGUUGACACUGCACGAAAGAGACGACGGGGAAGGGGGCAAACUCCCGCCUCUCCUCAUCUCUACAACAGAUUCAUGGGGAUUGAACGUGUUCACCAUUGCCGUCGCAAAAAACAACCUGACCCUUGCUCAGAUGAUUCUUGACAUUGCAGCAGCCCAAUACGUCCCCGAGGGGGCACAGAAAACCCCGAAGCGUCGAUUCCGGAUUCGUGGAGCUGAAGAUGCGACCGAUUAUGACGACGACGAGGAGCAAUACGACGGUAACGAUAUUCAAUUAACCUCAGAGCUGGUUGAUGAUGAUUUCACCAUUGAAGACCUCGGCGCGCUGAGUGCAUCAGCUGGAACCGAGACUACGCCCGCGGAUUUAAUUGUAGCGUCCACGCCUGUGUGGGCUGUUCAUAAGGCGAUCGACGUCAGCGCAAGCGACAUCCACCGCGGACAGUCUAAGGUCUGGGAGCCAAGUUUCUAUUGGAGGAGAUAUAGUAGCCCUUCUGUACGUGCCCGAUAACUCUUACGGUCAAGAGGAGAAUGAUGCUAACCCUUGAAUAGAGCGCUUUUAGCAGCGUGGUGGAUGAUUUCUGGCUCACGAGCGACCUCCUCUCCUUCGUUCUCGAAUCUCAGAACGUAGAUCUCAUCAAGUUCAUGCUGCGAGUGGCGAAAGAGGCCAAGAUUUCUGCUUUUGACGAAGGAUUUGGCACAUCCGGUCAUGACGACUCAUGGCAUAGUCGGUUGUCAGACAACCUGUACAGGUACAUCUCUCAAGGCAAGUGGGAUCUGGUCGAGCUGCUCAUCACAGAGACUGGCGCGGGGAUGCCCAUUUCCAAAAUAUUUGGCAGCAUCGCCGUACCCGAGGAGGAGCGUGAGAAGCCCAAAUACUACCAAGGCCUCAAAAUCCGCGGCACGCACAAGUCGGACUGGGCGGCCGAGGCGGGCGGCGAGCAGCAGCGGACCCAAGCGACGCCGUGGCGUGAGAACACCACGUCGCCAUUCAUCAACGCCGUCUAUGACGGGAGCCGCAGCGUAGUAGACUUCUGGCAGGGAGAUGCGUGCGUCAGAAUGUACGACACGUUUGGCAGGCGGAACACGCACGCCAAGUCGAUCAAACGCAUUGAAAAGGAGUACGGGACCUGGAAGAAGGCCGUCACGACCUGGCUCGGCCUCCGAAAGCACCUGACCGUCCACUGCGCGGUGCUCAGGGGCAAGCAAUGGGGUGAGCACGGCAAGGCGUUUGAGCGCGUGCAGCACAUGCUUGAGUGCGUGCCAAACAGCCUGACCAAGAAGUCAAACGGCGGUAUCGACCCUCUCUGGCUCGCCUUUUACUACCACCAGGUUGAGACGGCUAAGUUGCUCAUCGAUGCCGGCGCCGAGCAGACCACGCGCAACAACGAUGGAGAGAACAUACUGCACGCCUUGUUGUUCCAGGGUCCGCAGUCAAAUACAAAGGAAGAACCGGAUAGGAGGCAGAAGGACGUUGACAAGAUCGAAGCGCUGCUCAAGCUGGUCGAUGCGCGCCUCCUAGCAAAUUUGUUUACCGAUCGAAGCUCGAUCGGUCCAACUGGGCUCACUCCUUUGGCGAGCUAUAUCAAACGUGGAGGGAGGAGCAUCAGGCUGCUCCAGCUGAUCCACCGUUACAUGCCAUCCGAGGCCUACACCAUGUUUGACGGCUCGGGGCAGACCCCGGCGCAUCAUCUCGUCAUCGACGGAAAUUAUCAACGAUCACGGGAACUGCUGGAGGAGUUGGCCCGCCUCCAUCCUCCGGUGCUAAUGCAGGACAAUGCAAUGGGCCAGCUUCCGAUCGAGCUUGCAUGGACGCUGUACCUGCGCCGCCAGACAAAGGAGGCACCCAGCAUGCAUUAUCCAUACUUUGAGCUCAACGCUGGUCAGACACAGCCUACGAAGGCGGUGCGGGAUCGGCCCAGCUUUGUGGGCGAGAACGACUCCACCAUUGUCACGUACCGUGUCCUUCGGGCGCUGACGGAGAAGGCCAAGGAGGCCGGUGAUGUCUCUCAGAGGCAUAUGAUUAGUGUCAAGGAUGCUCGCGAAGUUGCCAGGCGGCUCUCAAGUAG